Messenger RNA from Camellia sinensis, 957 nucleotides. The record is from RefSeq and is a predicted model, not a curated record. NCBI's taxonomy places the organism in Eukaryota, Viridiplantae, Streptophyta, Magnoliopsida, Ericales, Theaceae.
AUGAGCAAGAAGAGAAAGUUCGUAGCUGAUGGAGUGUUCUUUGCGGAGCUGAAUGAGGUAUUGAAGAGAGAGCUAGCAGAGGAUGGGUACUCCGAAGUCGAGGUCAGGGUCACUCCAAUACGCACUGAGAUCAUCAUUAGAGCCACUCGAACUCAGAAUGUUCUCGGGACAUCUGCUUCUGAAACUGAGUACACAUCUGCUUCUGACACCGAGGACUCAGAGUCGAAAGAGUUCGUUCUGAAUCUAGAUCACUCUAACUUCCACGAGACUGUUAACAAGCACAAUUUCAUCAUCGUCGAGUUCUACGCUCCAUGGUGUGGCCACAGCAAGAAGCUUGCUGCAGAGUAUAAGAAAGCUGCAUCUGUACUCAGUAGUCACGAUCCUCUAGUCACUCUAGCAAAAAUUGAUGCCAGUGUUGAAACGAACAAGGGACUUACAAGUGAAUUUGAGAUUAGUGGUUUCCCCACAAUUAAGAUCUUGAGAAAUGGAAAGAAGCAUAUUCAAGAAUACAAAAGACCUCGGGAUGCUGAAGGUAUUGUUACUUAUUUAAAGAAGCAAAGUGGCCCUGCGUCUGCUGAAAUAAAAUCCGUAGAAGAUGCUAAUGCUCUUAUUGAUGGCGAAAAGAUUAUUGUUGUUGGGGUGUUUCUAGAAUUCUCUGGAGAGAAGUUUGAGAACUUUACAGCUCUUACUAAGAAAUUGCGGUCUGACUAUGAGUUUGGUCACACAUUGGAUGCAAAACUCCUGCCUCGUGGGGAAUCAUCAGUGACUGGUCUUAUAGUCAGGUUGUUCAAGCCAUUUGAUGAGUUUGUUGUUGAUUUCCAGGAUUUUAAUGUGGAUGCUCUUGAGGAGUUUGUUGAAGAAGCAAGUACCCCUAUUGUGACUCUCUUUAACAAUGACCCUAGCAAUCAGCCAUUUGUUAUUAAAUUCUUCAACAAUCCCAACGCCAAGCCAAAGUGA